AGAACCACAGUAAUAUCAACAAAAACCAAAACAGCAGCAUCAAUAGCAGUAUUGGAUGCCUAUUGCCUGCCCACGCCCACAAUGACAGCCGCUCCGCCCGCCCACGAUAAUGGCGAGCAGAACCACCAACAACAACAGCAGCAGUACGCAUUAGUGAAGCGCGCUGAAGACGAACGUGAGGAUAUAUUUAAGCGCUAUGAGCUGGGCCUGGAUCCCCAUAACGUAGUCGACUCCUGGGAGAAUCCCACAUUUGAAAUCUAUCACAUAACAGACAAAUACGGCUUCAUGCACGAUUCCCGCCUGCCAUCGUCUCGCGACUCUCAGGAGGUGCAGCGCACGAAGAUUGAACUGGAACGUGAUAAAAAAUGGGUGAAAAUGCUGAAUCACUGGCCUCCGCCACAGGAUAAGCUACACAAGCGGGUCUACAAGGGAAUACCGGAUCGAAUGCGUUGGCCGGCUUGGAAGCAAUUGCUGAAUGUGCAGCAGUCUAUGGACAACAAUGUGGGCGUGUACGCUCGCAUGUUGCAGAUGGCAAAAGAGAAUGCAACUGAGACGCGACAAAUCGACGCGGAUGUCAAUCGUCAAUUUCGUGACAAUCUGGCCUACCGGGAGAGAUAUAGCGUGAAACAAUGCUCACUGUUUAACGUGCUGAACGCCUACAGCAUUUACAACUCCGAGCUGGGCUAUUGCCAGGGCAUGGCGUGUGUGGCGGGCGUAUUGCUGCUGUACAUGCAGGAGGAGGAGGCAUUCUGGGCACUCAACACGCUGAUCACAGAUCGCAAAUACGGCAUGCACGGCCUGUUCAUUGAGGGAUUUCCAAAGCUGACGCGCUUUAUCGAGCAUCAUGAUCGCAUUCUGUCGAAGAUAAUGCGCAAGCUGCAUAAACAUUUUAUGAAACACAAUGUGGACGCCUUGCUUUAUGCCAUCAAGUGGUUCUUUGUGGUCUUUGUGGAGCGCGUACCUUUUAGCUUAAGUUUACGUGUUUGGGAUAUUUUUCUACUGGAUGGCGAUCGUGUUAUAUUAGCCAUGGCCGUUACGAUACUUUAUUUGCACAAGGACGAACUGUUACGUCUAAAAGAUAUGGAUGGCAUUAUUGAAUAUCUGCAAGUGAAGCUGCAUAAGAAUUUCGGAUACAGUGACGACGAUGCCAUUCAGGCGCUCGAGCGUGUCAUGAAGAAGUUGAAAGAUCUAAAACUCGAUGUACCCCCACCAGCGAAAGCCAAUGAGUUUCCCACACGGCCGCUCGGCGUGUUUGUGGCGGCGGAUCUCGAGAAGAAAACUGGACGCAGACGUGACUACACCGAUACGGAAAAGCAAGUCUUAACAGAUGUGAUAACAAGGCAAGAACAAAACGCAAUUGAAGUACAAUCUACGGUGUCCUAUGAGACAUCCGAGUGCGCAACUGGUGAUGCGUAUUCAAUGAAAACCUAUCAGAGUAUGACUAGUUUAGCCACCUCGCCGGCAAUUAGUAGCUAUUCGCUAUAUAGCAACGGCAAUGGCUUUGUGAUCACCGGGCCCGAAGACAGCCGCAGCCAGAGCGUUAACAAUCUCAACCACCACUGGCAGCAGUCGCAGCAACAGUCCUAUACCUAUAUGCAGCACAUCUCAGCCGAUCGUUUAUCAAACCAACGGCAUAGUUAUAGCAGCGAUAGCGACUGCCGCAAUCGACUCGAUCUGGAUAAGGCGCUGGAGGCGCUGCAAAGCCAGCAAGUGCAACUGCAGCACGAGAAUCAUCAUCAGCAGCCGCAGCACAGCAAACGAAUCCUGGUCGAGAAUGGAGCUAAUAAGCUGACGCAGGAGAACUUAGCCAAAUCAGUCAAGCAUCUUAAUGCGAAAUGCUAUGAUGUCGUUAUUGUUAAUGAUGUUAAUGUUGAUGUUGAUGAUGAUGAUGAUGCGCUGAGCGUGGAGAAUACGCGACUGUAGUCUUUUCAUUUCAUCAAUCUAUAAUCGUUUAUGUGUCGUAGCUUUUAAGUUGAAUUUUGUACUUGAAUUUAUUAACCUUAUUCGAUUGAUUUGCCGUUGCUCAAAUUGAAUGCCAAUUAGUUACAAAUUUACAUUAAUUAGCAAUUAGAUUUAAUUUCUUUGGCUAUCGAAAAUUGUUGCCUAGCAAACAAAUUUGUUAAACGUAAAUAUUUGUUGUUGUCUAAUGUCAACGUUUUAUAUUUAGCGUAUAUUUCUCAAACACACACGCAACUGAUAUUAUCCUUACAUAUAUAUAUUGAAAUCAGUCAUAUAUAUAUUUAUUCCAAAAACAAAAAGAAACAAUAACUGAUAAUUCCUAAGAUACCAACGAUUCCAGCAAUACGUACAACGGUUUCAAUGCACAACCUAACUAAAAACACUUAACCUAAACUAUUAACUACUCUAUACACGUAUUUAUUAAUGCCAACAAUUCUGAUAUAUACCCUAUAUACAUAAA
Messenger RNA from Drosophila navojoa, 2419 nucleotides. It is a transcript of the gene RN-tre, whose product is annotated as USP6 N-terminal like RN-tre. The record is from RefSeq and is a predicted model, not a curated record. Gene Ontology annotation, biological process: regulation of GTPase activity. Gene Ontology annotation, molecular function: small GTPase binding; GTPase activator activity. Lineage: Eukaryota; Metazoa; Arthropoda; Insecta; Diptera; Drosophilidae.